AUGAAGAAGGCGGGAAAUCCUGUCACAAAUCGUGCUGCAAUAAAGAAGCUGCUAGAUUCACUUCCCAAGGAAUGGAGCCUACAAUGCAUGAUGAUCAAGAAGGAUUUCCUCAACAAUCCAAAUCCUGUCACUUUGUCCGAUCUGAUCAAUACCCUAAGAGCCUUUGAAAUGGAUGUCAACAAAAGAGAGAUGAACACUGCUGGUUACCAACCAAAGUCAACUCAAACCUCUGCUGGAUUGAAAAAUGUGGCAUUUCUUGCAUCAGGGGGCAUCACUCUACAAGCUUCUGACUUAAUCUAUGCGAACGCUUCCGCAAGCGUAUCAAAAGCUCCACAACUUGUUGAGAAGACUAUCACUGUUGACACUCAAGCAUUGAAAGUGUCCACUGAAAACGUGGCACUCUUCAACACAUUUCUGAGCAGCUAUGAAGCCCCGAUGUCUGGGGAACUGAAAAAGGAGAUGUUCACUGCUGAAGACAUGUAUCAGGAAAGCGUUGGGGGUCUUGGAAAAGCUGGCUUUGACAAAUCUAAACUUAGGUGCUACAACUGCAAGAAUCUAGGACAUUUCAAGCGUGAUUGUCCUCUGUUGAAAGAAGGAAACAGUGAAACCACUCCUGCUGUAAAGCAAAUCGCAGUUGAAGAGAACAAGAACAACGCGUCUCCUAGCACGCCAAAAGCUUUAGUCAUCGAAGACUAUGAUUGGAGUGAAGAAAUUACUGAAGCAAAGGAGCAAGUAAACAAAGCUCUGAUGGCCAAAAUCUCAGCUGAAUCCUCAUCAAGACAAUUUGAAAAGCAGACUGCUGGAAUUCCAAAAGGAGACAAUACUGCUGACAAAGGUCUAAAAAGCAUUCUGACCUCAGUGGAGCCUGAAAAUGAAAAGAAAUGUGGUCAAGCAGAGGAGCAUGUUUCGAAAGAGGCAUCUGAGAAGGGCAAGGAAAAGGUCCCAGCAGCCGCCAUGAAAGCAGAUUCAUCAAAGGAGAAGGCUGACAAGGACUUGGGCCAUGUGCCUACAAUUGAGACCCGUGAUCGUGAACAUUGUGUGUCUAAAUGUCAUGAUUUAAAUUAUGCGUGUUGUGAUGAUAAAGUUGCUUGUGAAUCUCCUGUAUUUGUGCCAGAAUUAAAAAGGAAUAGUUUUGGAAAAUUCCUCACAGAGGAAAUUCCCGAAUUUAUUCCUUCCAGAACAGGUAUGACAGAUUCAGAAAAGAGUGUCACUGAAGAUCAAGGCAAUGAAGACUCAAGCAUCACUGCCUCAGACAAUGAGCAAGGAUCAGAAAGUUCAAGUGAAGAACAAACAGCUAGUGAUGAAAGCUUCGAAUGUUCAAGUUCUGAAACCAAUGAAGACCAGGACUCAGAAAGUUCAGAUAAAGAUCGAAGCUACAAUGAGUCAAGUUACGAAGCAAGUGAAGAGCAAGGCUCAAGCGAGGACAACAUGUCUGAAAGUUCAUUCGAUUCAGACAGUGAUGAAGAACACUCAGAAGAUGAAAGCAGAAAUAAACUCCAGAAAUGGCUCCGCAUGCUUAUGGAGUACAUCUGGCAUGUAGACAGCGGAUGUUCAAGACACAUGACUGGAUUGAAGGAACUUCUGAAGAACUUUCGCUUCAUCGAUGGUGAUUUCGUAUCUUUCGCUGGAGACGAGAAAGGAGGAAAGAUUGUUGGAGUAGGAGAUGUGGUGUCGGAAGCCCUCACAUUGGAGAAUGUCAACUAUGUUCCGGAGCUGUGUUACAAUCUCAUGAGUGUCUCUCAAGUCUGUGAUAAAGGAAUAUCGGUGCUUUUCAAUGACAUGGAAUGCUUGUUCCUCAAGCCUGGAUAUGUUGUUCCUGCUGAAAUGAUCAUGCUCACUGCUCCAAGACAAAACAACACAUACGUGCUCAACAUGAAAAAUGCCAAGACAAAUGACAAUCUAACCUGCUUGAUCUCUAAGGCUUCAGAAUCGGAGUCACUGCUUUGGUACAGGCGAUUGGGGCAUGUUAAUUUUAAAAAUAUGAAUAAACUCUCCAAGUUAAACUUAGUAAGAGGUCUUCCGGUUAAAAAAUUCCCAUUUUCUGAAAAAUAUGAUUUCUCUCGGUUUUCAUGGGUCUAUUUUCUUGAAGCAAAAAGUGAGACAGCUGAAGUUCUCAAAUCAUUCAUCCCGCUGAUUGAAAAUGUGACCAAACUAAAAGUGAAGUCGAUCAGAAGUGACAAUGGGUCCGAGUUCAAAAAUCAGACCUUCAUAUCCUUCUGUGCUGAAAAGGGAAUUCAUCUCCAAUACAGUGCAGCCAGAACUCCCCAAUAG
Messenger RNA from Helianthus annuus (common sunflower), 2271 nucleotides. RefSeq lists its product as uncharacterized. The transcript has 5 exons. The coding region runs from base 1 to 2271 and encodes 756 amino acids. Gene Ontology annotation, molecular function: zinc ion binding; nucleic acid binding. Gene Ontology annotation, biological process: DNA integration. NCBI's taxonomy places the organism in Eukaryota, Viridiplantae, Streptophyta, Magnoliopsida, Asterales, Asteraceae. The record is from RefSeq and is a predicted model, not a curated record.